Amyelois transitella is the source of this 1548-nucleotide messenger RNA. Its product is annotated as zinc finger protein 892. Gene Ontology annotation, cellular component: nucleus. The transcript has 6 exons. Gene Ontology annotation, biological process: regulation of transcription by RNA polymerase II. Gene Ontology annotation, molecular function: DNA-binding transcription factor activity; RNA polymerase II cis-regulatory region sequence-specific DNA binding; zinc ion binding. The record is from RefSeq and is a predicted model, not a curated record. Bases 106 to 1353 code for a protein of 415 amino acids. Lineage: Eukaryota; Metazoa; Arthropoda; Insecta; Lepidoptera; Pyralidae.
CUGUCACUUGUCUGAUCUCACAGUCACUCAAAUCAAAACUUUAUAAACAUGAAUCAUUUUGUUUUGUCGUAAAAAUUAAAACUUUGUUUUCUCACGUAUUUCUAAAUGCCUCGAAAUACAGUUUUGUGUAGAGUAUGUCUGGUUACGGACUUGCCUAUGUUAACCAUAGCCGACACCCCUUUGCAGGAUGUUUAUGAAAAAAUCACUAACACUCCAGUAAGCAAAUUAAACACUCUUGAUUUGAGACCAGUACUUGUUUGCAAUAUGUGCUGUGCUCUGCUAAAAAAGUGUCACAAAUUAAUGCUGACAUCUGCAAAAGCCGAUAAUAUGCUGGCUCGAAUAUUGGAGAGACAUCCAAAUGCUUCUAAAAGUUCAAAGAAACUACUCACGCUAGUCAAACGCAAGACUAAAGGCCUCUGUGACCUGUUGAGCAUUACUCCAAUUGACUAUGUAGAUACCUCCUCAUACAAUACACCUAUUAUGGUGAAGACCGAAUUUGAUAACCUGGAAAAUAUGGUUAAGUGUGAGCCUGAGGAGUUAGAAGACAUUGUAAAGCAGGAAAUAGAGUUUGAAAAAUUUGAUGACAUUACAUCUGAGCCAGAAAACAAACCUGACGAAUGCAAGUUGGAUUUACAAAAUGAUGAGGUAAUGAGAAGCAUCCAAAUAGAACAUGAAUGUUUGAGUUAUAAAGUUAAUAUGAAGACAGUAGACGACCACAACUGGCAUGAAAAUUUACCAGAUAAUGAAACUGAAGAGUUAUUGCUCAUUGACAGAAAGUUGGGACAAAAAACAAGAAAACUCAGUGUUCAGGAACAUUCUGAUACUGUUGAUUCCAUCUCUUUCCCAUCAACAAAAGAAGUAAAGAAAAUUGAUAUCAAUAAAAGGUACUUCGAGUGUAACGAAUGUCAGCGUCGUUUCAGCCGAAAAUGCCACUUGGAAACGCACAUGUUUGUACAUUAUGGAGGUCGCGAGAAACUCGCAACCGAAUGCUAUAUCUGCCACAAACGUUUAUGCUCCAAAGCAAGCUUCGGCCGCCACAUGAGGACUCACACAGGUGAGAAACCGUACGCCUGCACAUUUUGCUCAAGUCGAUUCAAAGAUAGCGGAGUUUUAAAAAAUCAUCUACGCACACACACUGGGGAGAAACCUUAUAAAUGCGACGUUUGUGAACGCGCCUUUAAACAGCUGAACGAUUUGAGACGACACGCGAGAAUUCAUACCGGUGAGAAACCAUAUAAAUGUGAUAUUUGCCAGAGAAGGUUUAAUGAGAAAAGUAAAGUGACGCGACAUGCUAAAAGGCAUUACGGUGAGAAACUCACGAAACGCGAUUGGUUGAAACUUCACAAACAUUAAUUUUAUUAGCUACAUUUUUGAAUAAAAUUAAAGAAUGGCGUCUCGUAGACUCAAGUUUUAAUGAAGUGAAUAAAAUAGUUAAAGUUAGAAUCAUGACAUAUUCUAUUUUAAGAUGAUUUUUAUAAGAAAUUUUAUAUAAAAAGUUAUUUGUAACUUGCUUUAAGCUUAUUUUGACUAUUUCAAUAUACAGAAGUA